Puccinia graminis f. sp. tritici CRL 75-36-700-3 is the source of this 1643-nucleotide messenger RNA. RefSeq lists its product as uncharacterized. The record is from RefSeq and is a predicted model, not a curated record. The coding region runs from base 1 to 1413 and encodes 470 amino acids. NCBI's taxonomy places the organism in Eukaryota, Fungi, Basidiomycota, Pucciniomycetes, Pucciniales, Pucciniaceae. The transcript has 3 exons.
AUGCCCACUUACUAUGUCAACCCAUUCGGCCUCGAGACCCCCACGACAACAAACGCUUACCCCAGCCUUCCCUCAACAAUCUUGCCUGAUUCCCCUGAGUUGGACCUGCCUCACAUUGAUACGCGCAGCAACACCCCGGACGGUCAGACCCAAUUGAGGGUUGAUGACAUCCCAGGUUACAAAGCACUUGCUCUCGGCUGGCAGGGAAAACUCGUGAAGGUUUUGGUCGCUUUUAAGCUAUAUGUCGUCUCCAAAAACAAGAAAAAGGAAAAGACCUGGGUCCCAUGCGGCUCGACUUCUGAAUUUCCGGUCGAUGUAACGUUGGGUGUGACCGAUUUCGAUCAGUUCAGAGAGCUUGUGGCAGCGGCUUGCAACCUUCAUUUUAAGAGCACAGGUGGGAUCAUUCGCGAAUCCAUCGAGGAUCCAGUUCGCAUGCCCUUGGCGUGGUUGGUAAGCAUCCCUCGGGUUGACGAAUGGAAGAAGAGCGACAAGGUCAAGAUGAAGGAUGCUUCCGACUAUCAAGACUGGCUUGUUACUGCUUUCCGGGCGGGGAAGAAGAGCGUUGGCUUGGACAUCAGGAUGACCGACCCCGCCGAGGCUAAACGACGGGCCAAGAAAGAGGACCUCCUUGCAAAGCGAGAGGCCCGAGCUGCGGCGGUUAAGGCGUCGGCUUCCAAGAAACGCAAGGCGAAGAAUGGUCGUGGAGGGAGCGGUGGUGGGGGAGACGGUGGUGGUGGUGGCGACAGCGGCGGGGGCGGCGGAGGUGGGGGCGGACCCGAUGGAGCGUAUUCGGAAGUCAGCUCGGAUACCGACAACUCGGGCUCUGAGAUUGAUGCUGAUGAUUUUGACGACAUCAACUUCCACAUGCGAUCAAUCUACCGGGCCCAUCCGACCAAUGUGACUUAUGAUCGGCUCAUCCCGGUUUACAUCGACCCUACCAACCCGCGAAGGUACAUCCUCUUAUCGACGGCGGCGGUGCAGACUUGGGCAAAAGAUCUGAUGGAAAGGACCGCAGGGGUGAGUCUUCAAGCGCCCCCCCGGUCCCUCAAGUACAUCACUAUGUCCCCAUCGAAGCGGGCCAAGUUUGAGCAGACAGUUGGGAACGAUAACGUCAACCUCUUGGGCCAGAUCCUCGUGGCACUCCAAAAUAAUGCGGGUACGCCGAUCGAACGUCACGCGAUGCCAACUUCCUCUCCCCCCAACGAGAGUGACAUGGAAGCUUACCUGGAAUUCAUCUCGGUUCGCAACAAGGAUGAAGUCCUUGAAGUCCUAACCGCUAACGACCUCACAUCCUACAAGAUCUUCAAGGGCGGAUUACCCCGCAAGGAUGUCAUGGACCUUGGGUUGACGCUUGGCACGGUGACCAAGUUGUUUGAGAAUACUGCCAAGUUUGACCGGCACCUAGGCGCUUAGAAACAUGUGUCUCUUGUUUCCUUGUCCCCAAUGCUACUUCAUGUACCGGAGUCCUCACAAAUUGUUUUCUUUGUGGAUGUGUGAUUUGUCAAUACACUUCCCUGCAUCUUGUGUUCCUCACUCAUAACAUGAUCAUUUUUUCAAUAUCCCAUAUCUUGCUACUUGUCCGAAUUGGAGAUGUGCAAUUGCCUCCCACUAGUCUGAUGGCUUUCCACUCGUCCGCAUUUGAG